AAACAAUGCGGAUGCCUGUAGCUGCAAAAUUGGCACGACAGCUAUAUCAAGAACGAAUUAUUGAAUUGAAACAAUUGAUUAAGGUCCAAGAAGAGAAUUUUCGAAAGGUUGUUACGGAAAUUGACGAAAUCCGUACUGGGCCUUCAAGUGGUGUAAUUGUACCACUUCCUCCUGUUGUCUCUCAACAAGAAGUAAAACAACCUUCGCAACAGAUUAUUCCUGCUCUUGCCAGUGAAUCAGGGUCAACGCAAGCUAUCACGCCAAGUACUUUGCAGCAACAGCACCAGCAUGCUUUUAAUGUUCCUAUAAAACAAGAAGCAUCUACAUCAGCCUCUGUUUCGGGCUCUUCCGCCGAAAUUCACAACGUGCAAUUAAAUCAAGCUAUUCCCGAAACGAUAAACCAAAAUGUUUUUUCUUCAGAUACUGUUCAGAGAGAAAGCCAAAUAGAUAAAAUUGUGGAUAUUAAUUCUAAUAAAAGCUCAACAAAUACUUUAUUUAUUCAACAAGAACAAAUUAAGGCAGAGGAUAUAUCUCGAAAAAAUAUAGAAAAGCCCGAUAUUAUAAUAUCAGAAGCUGUAACCUCAAAGAAUGAAGUGGAAAUAAAUUCCAGUAAAGCCUUUUCAUCUGCCCGUGAGUUGGCCUCUUUAACUUCUGAAGGGGACAAAAUUGAGACUUUGAUAUCUCGAGAUACCAGCAAUUUGCCUAGUGAAUCUGGAAUCUUUGACAUUCCCACUACAGAGAUUUCAUAUCAAUCAAUUGAUGGGGAUAUUAAAUCAGAUGAGACGAAUCAUAUCACUAUGAAUGCGGAAUCUUCUCUAAUUGGUGUCGGCGCAAAUAAUGCACAAGAUGAAAUAAAUCCUCAAGAUUUUUCAUUUAAUCGUGAAUUUCUUGAAACUAUAGAAGAAGAAUCGCCGAUGCAGGGAGGCGAGCUCGUUAAGCAGAUUGAAAACUCUGUUUCAACAUCGCCUGUUGUGUUAGAUGAUAGUAAACUAAUUGAGCAGACUGAACCGAUAAUAUCAAUAGAGAAACAAAAUGAUUCGAGACUUUUAGAACCGGGAAAUAACAAAGAAGGUAUUGACACUACAAAAUAUCUAUUUACUCAAACUUCAAAUACAUUUUCUGCGGAUUCAUCGCUACAGUUAGAAGGGGGUCUAAGCAAGAGCGAACAACUAAAGAAAGAUAUAAUUACAAAUGAAGUAGCUACUAUGAAAACUAAAGAAGAAAUAUCUCUCGAGCGAUCAUAUGAAGGGAAAGCUACGUCGCAGAUUACUCCUGGAGUUGAUUUUGAUUCUAUGGAUAUAGAUAGCAGCCAACCUAUUAGUGUCAGACGCACAUCUUCGCAUGAAAUAAUUAAACCACAGCAGAAAGUUAAUGUUGAUAGAGAACUGCCGAAACAAGGAUUCGUUAAAAGACUUAUCAAAGAAUCAUCGUAUACCCCAUUAGCACCAUCAGAUUUUGAAACACCUCUUACUAUUGACGGAGAUGCUGAAGAGGUUGAAAAAAUAGAUGAUAAUGCGAUGGAAGUUGAUCAGAAUGAGGAUAUCUUUAUCCAAGGAAAAGUAAUUGAAAAUAAUAGUCUAGAAAAUAAACAAGCAUUUGGCGGUAUUGACGCCCCAUCGAGAUUAUAUCUCUUUAGUUCAAUUGACGCACCAAAAACUUCAUUUAACGAAGAUGGUCAAGUUGCCGAGGAACUACAAGCUAUGUCAAACAUUAAUGUUUCUACACAACCCAUUGAAUUAGUUGAUGACAUACUUCGAGAGCAAGCAUCUGUUAAAGAGGAGCCAAGUGAUGAUGAUGAUGUUCAAAUGGUAGAUGUCUAUUCUGACGUGGAAGAUUCUCAUAGACAAGAAUCAGAAAAGAGUGUACAGGAUGUACAAGAAAAGGGAAUUUCUCUAAUAGAAACUUUUACAGAACUAUCAAAAGAAAGUCCAACCGAAUCUAAGGAAAAAGUUAAUUUAGUUGAGUUUGGUGAUGUAGUGGCUAUCCCUACUGCAACAAAACAUGCUGAGUCUAGGAAACAGGAUGUGAGUUCUGUAAGAAUAAGAGAAACAAUAAGCUCCAUUGAAACUAAAGAACAAACCAUUUCUGGGGAGCCCAAAAAAAUCGACAAUCUCGUUGAACCUAGUGAAUCAAUUGUUAUAAACAAAGAGUUUGAGGUAAAAAUGGAAGAAACGGAACAUGAUGUGGUUGCCGAAUCAGUUGGAUCGAUUAAUUCGCUUGAAUUAAAGCAAGCAUCUAGUUCUUCGGAAUCAAAGGAGAUGGCUGAAAUAAAAGAAAAUUCCGAAAAACCAAAAGAGAUAUCUAGUCCUAAGGAAGCGGUGAGCCCUACUUCUUCAUUUAAAGAUCCGCCUAGUGUAAACGCUUCGACACCCUCUGCAGAUGCUGGGGUUACUCCACACUCCGUUAGCGAAACUCCUAGUGCAGACAUAUCUGAGAGCGUUUCAGCAGAAAAAAGACAUAAAACGUGGCAACGCCUUGUGAACAUGCUAUUACAGGAAUUUGCUAACCAUCGUUAUGCGGGUCUAUUCCAAAAUCCAAUUCGUGAAAUAGACGCUCCCGGUUAUUAUAACAUUGUAAAACAACCGAUGGAUUUAAAGACUAUUAAAAAACAUAUCCGGGAAGGGAUUAUCACUGAUACGGAUAAAUUUGAACGCGAUGUGAUGUUAAUGUUCAUGAACGCGUUAGUAUUCAAUCGAGAAACGACUGAUGUUCAUAAGAUGACGGUUUCGAUGAGAGAUCAGGUUGAGAAAUUGCUUAAAGAGUUUAAGCAAAGUGAAAACUCGCGUGGUGGAUAUGAACCUACCACGAGAAGAAAAAGCAUGGCGUCUGUUGAUGGGUCACGGAAGCGAAAAGGCUCCAAGUUCCAAGAAGGAUGA
Molecule: messenger RNA, 2876 nt
Organism: Ambispora leptoticha
Lineage: Eukaryota; Fungi; Glomeromycota; Glomeromycetes; Archaeosporales; Ambisporaceae
Source: the annotation of a GenBank genome assembly